Messenger RNA from Melanotaenia boesemani (Boeseman's rainbowfish), 3548 nucleotides. RefSeq names its product SH3-domain GRB2-like endophilin B2b (gene sh3glb2b). Gene Ontology annotation, molecular function: protein binding. The transcript has 12 exons. Lineage: Eukaryota; Metazoa; Chordata; Actinopteri; Atheriniformes; Melanotaeniidae. The coding region runs from base 157 to 1356 and encodes 399 amino acids. Gene Ontology annotation, biological process: membrane organization. The record is from RefSeq and is a predicted model, not a curated record. Gene Ontology annotation, cellular component: cytoplasm; membrane.
GGUCUCUUUAAAUCGAGGACGGGCAGCAGAUCACCGACCAUCAGAGAAGAUUUCAGGCUCCAGUUUUCCGUCUGCAACUCCAUCAUCAGCUGAUCCGGACGAUUCCCUCUGAGGGGAAACGAACCAGUCCGACCCGAACCAGCUCGCCACGGCACCAUGGACUUCAAUGUGAAGAAACUGGCUUCUGACGCAGGAGUGUUCUUCACCCGGGCCGUCCAGUUCACAGAGGAGAAGCUGGGCCAGGCUGAGAAAACCGAACUGGAUCCUCACUUAGAAAACCUGAUAAUGAGGGCGGAUGGUACCAAAAACUGGACUGAAAAGAUCUUAAGACAAACUGAGGUUCUCCUGCAGCCCAACCCAAUUGACCACACUGGUGCUCGGAUAGAGGAAUUCAUCUAUGACAAGCUGGACAAGAAGAUUCCCUCCAGGACCACCAAUGCAGAGCUACUGGGCCAGUACAUGUUGGAUGCUGCCACUGAAUUUGGCCCUGAGACCCCGUAUGGCAGCACCCUGAUCACUGUAGGAGAAUACCAGAAAAGACUGGGAGGAGCCGAACGGGAAUUCCUCCAGACUUCAGCCGGAAGUUUUCUUUCUCCGCUACGUAACUUCCUUGAGGGGGACUGGAGGACCAUAUCAAAAGAGAAACGGCUUCUGGAGAACCGAAGGCUGGAUCUGGACAUCUGCAAGGCUCGCCUGAAAAAAGCCAAGCAGGCAGAAGCCAAAGCAGCGGCUGCACCUGAUUUUCAGGAGACAAGGCCUCGAAAUUAUGUUCUUUCUGCCAGUGCAUCAGCGUUGCUGAGUGAGGAGGUGGACAAAGCAGAACACGAGCUCCGUGUGGCUCAGACAGAGUUCGACCGACAGGCUGAAGUCACCAGACUGCUGCUGGAAGGCAUCAGCAGCACACAUCUCAACCACCUGCGCUGUUUGCAGGAUUUUGCAGAGGCUCAGGCCGUCUACUAUGCUCAGUGUCAUCACUACAUGCAGGACCUUCAGAGGGAGCUCCACAGAUGUGCUAACCCUGCCGGCGCUCCACACACAUCUGCCUCUGGCUGCCCCGCCCCCAUAUCCUCUGCUUUCCCCUCCGGAGCAUCGUCUCCUGGGGCGACCGUCUCCUCCUCAUCCAAUCAAAGGGCCAGCUCACUGGCUAUAGAGCAGAUACAGCUGCCUGUCACGGGCGCCCGGAAGGCCAAGGUCCUGUACGACUAUGACGCCCAUGAUGCCAGCGAGCUCUCCCUCCUGGCUGAUGAGCUUAUUACUGUAUACACUGUCCCAGGAAUGGACCCUGACUGGCUGAUUGGAGAAAGGGGGAACGAAAAGGGCAAAGUACCUGUCACCUACCUUGAACUGCUGAGCUAAUGGACCAUGCAACAUAAACACACUUACAGAAAACUCUUUUCUCUGUCACACAUGGUGGGUGCGCUUGUUUUUAGCCUCGGUUUGUGCCUCUCAGCUGUUGGUGUAUGUUUGCUUCACAGCAGUAGCCGCUGCAUGGGUUUUAGGAUCCACCGCUUCAUCCUCUUUGAUGAAGCGGUGGAACCUAAAACCCAUGCAUCUGAAAGUGACCUGGAAGAUGCUGAUUGGUCCUGAAAUGUCUCACUGUGACCACAGCAUGAAAUCAGUCAAACAGCACUGAGAAUGUUUGGAGAAAACUCUGCCCCAGUGAGUCUGACCUGUCCAUUGUCCACUUUAAAAUAAAACACGUCCAAACUGGACCAUAAAGCAGGAGUCUGCUUAAUGCAGGACAUGUAGAGAUGUAUUGGCUGAAGGGUUGGAGACAUGCAUAUGGAUAACAAUGGAUAUGUUUGUCUCCAGCUAAACGCUUCACUCAUGAACUAAAUGAACCUGCUGUCAGACAGAAGAUGAGGUCAGGACUCUGUCUGGAGGUGAAGCUGAUCCAAACUAAAGAACCAAGCCAGCAGAAACUAAAACCAAAAUACUUAAACAUUUGACCAUCUGGAAGGAUGCGUUUUUGACAGUUCUGGGCUAAAACUGAUUAAUUUGACCCACAUACAUGCCUUUUGAUCCAAUUCCUUCUUCACUUCAGUUCAAUUCAGCUUUAUUUGUAUAGCGCCAAUUCUCAACAAAGUCAUCUCAAGAUGCUUAAUCAGUUCAAGCCGGUUCAGUGUGAUUCAGUUAAAACAAAUUCAUUAUACCAUCCACAUUAGUCCAAUGUGUAAGGAGAUCCAAGAAACCUGUUUUAUAUGUGAGGACAGAUCCUGGUCCAGAAUAACUCCAAGGUUCUUCAUUGUAGUACUGGAAGCUGAGGUAAAACCAUCCAGAGUAAUUCCAUAGCUAGAGUCUUCCUCAGGUCUAAAGACUUCUUCAUCACAGUCUCCAGCUGUGUUUCCUGCAAACACCUGACAUCUGCUGAGAACGUGUGUAAAUCUAAGUGAUUUGUAAUAUCAGCCUUUUUUCUAACACUAAUAAAUCCAGAAAAUUUUAAUGUAGCCUCAUUUACCUUUAUCUAUAUUUUUCUUUUGGUAGGUGACAUCAACCCCACCUCAGUCUGUUUCAUUUAUUCAGCUUUAAAAGCACACAGAAAUCCACACACACCCAAUCACAAACCAGAAAAGGUUCCUUCAUGUGCGGCUCAUGGUGGUUAUGAUUAAGCAUAACCAAAACAUUUAUUUCCAUUGUUUCCACUAUUAUAUCUCUUCUUGUUAUGCAAUAAAUGAGGCAACAUGUAAAUAAAAGGGCACUGUGUCAAAUGAAUAAAUAAAGGUCUCGUGGCUUUUAAGUAAAUGUGACUAAAUGUACUGGAUGGACUGGGACAGCGUGAGACCUGAGUCAUAGCUGUGUUUAAUGUUAAUAUGGAUCCCCCUCAGCCUGAAAUAGAAAGUAGAGUUUACUGUGUUGUAGUUUGUCUGAUAACUCAGCCAACGUUAAUGUUUCUAAACGUGUCUGUGGCCCUCCAAACGUUCCUCUAACACCACCGUCAGGUUAGCAUACCUUCGAGUAGAAAAGGCAAAUUAAAUGUGUCCAUUGGGAAUAAAUUCAGGCUCAGUUAUUUACGAGUCUAGAACAGCAAACUGCUCUAUAAGCUGUUUGUGCUGUUUGUAUUUUUCAGUGUGAUCAACCUUUUAGAGGCUAAUCGGACUUUCAGUCGUCUUACAUCUUUGAGCUUUAGUCUUUCUUGACAAUUAAUGGUUCGAUUAAAUAUCUGGACCUUUAGUCAGAUUUUUCUUCUGAGCUUUCUACUGAAACAAACCAUUUUUUUAAUUUUUGAAACUCACAUUUUAGUCCGUCUUUGUAGAGCACAGGAUGAAACGGAGCAUCCAUUAAGAUUUCACUGGGUUAAAGGUCAGUUUGUCAAACUGUUGCGUUCUUUUUGCAUUUGUAGUGUUUUGCAUGAACAUCGUAGAUCUUGUCUGCUUCGUACGCUGUACGUAUGCAGGCUUGUGUAAAUGAAUUUGGGGCCUGUUUGUGCAUAACGUUGCAUACAUGAUGUUCAUUUAUUGUGUUUUUCAAAUGUUUUCAGUUUUAAAAUGUCAUCAUCCCACGUGUGGUCUCUAGUUUGAUGUGCAAUAAACCUGCAUGUGUUACAGUAA